Messenger RNA from Morone saxatilis (striped sea-bass), 1635 nucleotides. RefSeq names its product solute carrier family 1 member 8b (gene slc1a8b). Gene Ontology annotation, biological process: L-glutamate transmembrane transport. The transcript has 11 exons. The coding region runs from base 1 to 1635 and encodes 544 amino acids. The record is from RefSeq and is a predicted model, not a curated record. Gene Ontology annotation, cellular component: plasma membrane. NCBI's taxonomy places the organism in Eukaryota, Metazoa, Chordata, Actinopteri, Moronidae. Gene Ontology annotation, molecular function: neutral L-amino acid transmembrane transporter activity; glutamate:sodium symporter activity; L-glutamate transmembrane transporter activity.
AUGAGAGCAUAUGUAAAGGACUACUGCAAGAGGAAUGGCCUGCUGACACUCUCAGUCCUUGCCGUAGUGACGGGCUGUGUGCUUGGAUUUGUCCUCAGGUCGCUCAACCUGUCCACGCAGGCAAAGAUCUACUUUUCCUUCCCUGGCGAACUGCUGAUGAGGAUGUUAAAGAUGUUGAUUCUUCCACUCAUUACCUCCAGUCUUAUGUCCGGCCUGUCAGCCAUGGACACAAGGGCAAGCGGUCGGCUGGGAGUCCUGACUAUCACCUACUACCUGUGGACGACCUUCAUCGCCGUCAUCGUCGGCAUCGUGCUGGUGCUCAUCAUACACCCUGGGACGGGCUCAGAGAAAGACGGCCACCAUGCAAGUUCAGGGCCUGUUAUGACCUCUGCGGACGCUCUGCUGGACCUCAUCAGGAACAUGAUCCCGUCAAAUCUAAUUGAAGCAACUUUUCAGCAGUAUCGAACAGACCUGGUUCCUAUUGUGCAGAGUUCUGAUGGAAAAGAGUCUCAGGCCAACUAUGUAUAUGUCAUGCCCGACUACCACAACCCUCAACUGGGCCACCCAGUCUUCCUGGAGAUCACUCCUGCUCCAGACAUCAAGUAUAAAAUCGUCCCCAGUACCAGCAAGGGCAUGAACGUACUGGGGAUUGUCAUCUUCUCGGCCACCAUGGGUCUGCUGCUGGGGAAGAUGGGAGAACGUGGAGCACCGCUGGUCAACGUGUGCCAGUGCAUCAACGAGUGUGUUAUGAAGAUCAUCAACGCUGCCAUGUGGUACUUCCCCUUCGGCAUUGUGUUCCUUGUGGCAGGGAAGAUCCUGGACAUGCACGACCCGGCCCACCUGGGAGAGAAGCUGGGCAUGUACUUCAUCACAGUCCUGUCUGGUUUGUUUGUGCACGGCCUCAUCCUGCUGCCUCUCUUCUUCUAUUUCUUCACUCGCAAAAAUCCGUUCCCCUAUAUCAGAGGGCUGCUGCAGGCUCUUGUCAUCGCACUGGCCACGUCAUCCAGCUCGGCCACAUUGCCAAUCACCAUGAAGUGUCUCCUGGAGAACUGUGGUGUGGACCGGCAGAUCGCUCGCUUCGUGCUCCCAGUGGGAGCUACCAUUAACAUGGAUGGCACAGCCCUGUACGAGGCAGUGGCGGCCAUCUUUAUCGCUCAGGUCAAUGAGUAUGACUUGGACUUCGGCCAGCUGGUCACUAUUAGUAUUACAGCAACGGCAGCCAGCAUUGGGGCAGCUGGGAUACCUCAAGCAGGUCUGGUUACCAUGGUGAUUGUCCUGACCUCUGUGGGAUUACCGCCUGCUGACAUCUCGCUGAUUGUGGCCAUCGAUUGGGUUCUUGAUCGGUUCCGGACGAUGAUCAACGUUCUUGGUGAUGCCUUAGCUGCUGGGAUUAUGGCUCAUUUAUGUAAAAAGGACUUUGAGAGAGCUGCCACUGCUCGUACAGGCACUCCCACACCUUCUGCCAAUAACGGAGGUGGCCCCCAAAGGAGAGACACAGUCAUCUCCUUUGGUAAUCAGAGCGUGGCGAUGUCUGAUGCUCCUCUCAUUGCACACCGCUGUGAUUACGUGUUUGAGGUGGAUGGAGACAACGUGCUGGAAAGACCUGUGGCCUGCUACAACCUCUGCCAAGUCUAA